Nyctereutes procyonoides (raccoon dog) is the source of this 3992-nucleotide messenger RNA. It is a transcript of the gene CDH3, whose product is annotated as cadherin 3. Lineage: Eukaryota; Metazoa; Chordata; Mammalia; Carnivora; Canidae. The record is from RefSeq and is a predicted model, not a curated record. Gene Ontology annotation, biological process: homophilic cell-cell adhesion; cell-cell junction assembly; calcium-dependent cell-cell adhesion. The transcript has 16 exons. Gene Ontology annotation, cellular component: cytoplasm; adherens junction; catenin complex. The coding region runs from base 363 to 2720 and encodes 785 amino acids. Gene Ontology annotation, molecular function: cadherin binding; calcium ion binding.
UCAAGGCACAAAAACAUUUUUCUUUGCGUGCUGCGGAGGCUGAGAAGCGGGGUGGUGUUUUGUUUGUUUUUUUGUCUUGCGUUUUUCCCCUAGAACCCAGAGUCUGUGAGACAGAGCCUGGGCUCCCGCCGGGAGCAGCUCCAGGCAAGUCGAGAGGCCACAGCGCCUGCCGCACCGCGCGGGCUGCGGCCCCACCUGCGAGGGGGCGGGACCGGGCGGCGUCGGGCCAAUCAGCGCCCACCUGCGCUCACCUGGCCCCCGCCCGCUGCCUCCCGCGGCCCGCGCGCUCAGAGGGACCCCGAAGGCUCCGCGAAGCACCGGCCGGCCGUCGCGGCAGCUCCUUCGUCCUUCAUCCCGCAGCCAUGGGGCUCCCCAAGGGGCUCCUCGCGUCCCUGCUGCGCCUCGCCCUGCUGCUCCAGGCGCAGGUCUGCUGGCUGCCCUGCGUGGCCUCCGGGCCCGGCGGCGCGGGCGGCGGGAAGGCUGACGUGACGCUGGAGGCGCGAGGCGCGGAGCUGCAGGCGCGAGGCGCGGAGCCGGGGCCCGGCCAGGCCCGGAGGAAAGUGAUUUGCAUGGACUGCCCUGGGCAAGAGUCAGCCCUGCUUAGCACUGAUAGUGAUUUCGCUGUGCUGAAUGAUAGAACAGUCCAGGAAAGGAAAGCAUUGAAGAUCUUUCCAUUCGACCGUGUCUUGCGAAGACAAAAGAGAGAAUGGGUGGUUCCACCGAUCUCUGUCUCUGAGAAUGGCAAGGGCCCCUUCCCCCAGAGGCUGAAUCAGCUCAAAUCUAAUAAGGACAGAGGCACCAAGAUUUUCUACAGCAUCACAGGGCCCGGUGCAGACAGCCCCCCUGAGGGUAUCUUCACCAUAGAGAAGGAAACAGGCUGGUUGCUGUUGAAUAAGCCACUGGACCGGGAGAAGAUUGCAAAGUAUGAGCUCUAUGGCCACGCCGUAUCAGAGAACGGUGCCUCAGUGGAAGACCCCAUGAACAUCUCCAUCAUUGUCACAGACCAGAACGACCACAAGCCCAAGUUCACCCAGGAUAUUUUCAGAGGGAGCGUCUUGGAAGGGGUACUGCCUGGCACUUCUGUGAUGCAGGUGACAGCCACAGAUGAGGACGAUGCCAUCAACACCUAUAAUGGGGUGGUUGCUUACUCUAUCCAUAGCCAGGAGCCAAAGGACCCACAUGACCUCAUGUUCACUGUCCAUCGGAGCACGGGCACCAUCAGUGUCAUCUCCAGUGGCCUGGACCGGGAGAGAGUCCCUGAGUACACUCUGACCAUCCAGGCGACAGACAUGGACGGGGAUGGUUCUACUACCACUGCAGUGGCCAUAGUGGAAAUUCUCGAUGCUAAUGACAAUGCUCCCGUGUUUGAUCCUCAGAAGUACGAGGCCCGUGUACCCGAGAACAUGGUGGGCCAUGAGGUGCAGAGGCUGACAGUGAGUGACCUGGAUGCCCCCAACUCACCGGCCUGGCACGCCACCUACCACAUCUUGGAAGGUGAUGACGGGAACCAUUUUAGCAUCACCACCCACCCAGAGACCAACCAGGGCAUCCUGACGACCAGAAAGGGCUUGGACUUCGAGGCCAAAAACCAGCACAUUCUGUACAUCGAAGUGACCAAUGAGGCACCUUUUGUGGUGAAACUCCCGACCUCCACGGCCACCGUGGUAGUCCAUGUGGAGGAUGUGAAUGAGGCACCUGUGUUCGUCCCACCCUCCAGAGUCGUCGAGGUCCAGGAGGGCAUCGCUAUCGGGGAGACUGUCUGCACCUACAUUGCGCAGGAUCCCGACAAGGGGGGUCAGAAGAUCAGCUACCACAUCCUGAGAGACCCAGCCGGGUGGCUAGCAAUGGACCCAGACAGUGGGCAGGUCACAGCCACAGGGGUCUUAGACCGUGAGGAUGAACGGUUCGUGAAGAACAAUGUCUACGAAGUCAUGGUCUUGGCCACAGAUGAUGGGAGCCCUCCCACCACUGGCACUGGGACCCUCCUGCUAACACUUAUGGACGUCAAUGACCAUGGCCCAGUCCCUGAGCCCCGUUGGAUCACCAUCUGCAACCAAAGUCCUGUGCCCCAAAUGCUGAACAUCACGGACAAGGACCUGUCCCCCCACACCUCCCCUUUCCAGGCCCAGCUCACACACGACUCGGACAUCUACUGGACUGCAGAGGUCAAUGAGAAAGGAUAUGCUCAGUUCCACUGUGGCCUCCCGGGUAAAUGUCAUCUGUCUGCUCCAGAAAGCACAGUUGCUUUGUCCCUGAAGAAGUUCCUGAAGCAAGACACAUAUGAUGUGCAUCUUUCCCUGGCUGACCAUGGCAACAAGGAACAGCUGACAGUAAUCAAAGCCACCGUGUGUGACUGCCACGGCCACGUGGAGACCUGCCCCCACCGCUGGAAGUGGGGCUUCCUCCUCCCGCUCCUGGGGGCUGUCCUGGCUCUGCUGCUCCUCCUGCUGGUGCUCCUCUUGUUGGUGAGGAGGAAGAGGAAGGUGAAGGAGCCCCUUCUGCUCCCGGAAGACGAUACCCGUGACAAUGUUUUCUACUACGGCGAAGAGGGAGGUGGUGAGGAGGACCAGGACUAUGACAUCACCCAACUCCACCGGGGUCUGGAGGCCCGGCCUGAGGUGGUUCUCCGCAACGAUGUGGCACCAACCUUCAUCCCCACACCCAUGUACCGUCCACGUCCAGCCAACCCAGAUGAGAUUGGGAACUUCAUCAUUGAGUGACACCUGAUCAUCAUCAAAAUCAAGCCAGACAGAAAAUGAGAGAAGUCACCCAGGAUGUCCGUGAAAUUGGAACGGUCCUAACAACACACAGACGCAGGGAUGAGGAUGAAGAGACAGCAGGGAAAGAACAAUAAUUCCAUGUAUGCCUUUGUUAAAAUGAAGUGGAACAUUUUCUUUGCAAUGAACCAAGAGAAAAGAAUGUGAAGCGAAGCCAAAGGGUUUGCUGAACUUGAAAUAAAAGUCUUCUUCCCGCAAGAGUGACUAACACUCUAAAGCAUUGCUACCCCAAUGCAGCUCCUAGCCGGGCAGCAUCAGCAUUAGCGGCCGAAUCAGAGAGUCUGCAGGUGGGACCCUGAAAUGUGCUUUCAUAGGCCUCCAGGCAAUUCUAACACACUGUCAAGUUCUGAAGGAGGAGGCAGAGGGUGUCCUGAAAUCAAAGGGGAACUAAGUUGGGUGAGAAACCCUUCCCACCUCUCCUUGGUCCACAGAGCUCCACAGCACCUUAGCCUGCAGGUCAAGGCCAUCUCCCGCCUCACCCUCCAGCUGCAGCUUCUGGCUCCAGGGGCCUCUGAUUUCCCUCCACCAGAGUCCUGCUGCUCUUCCCGAUAAGGUGAGAGGAUUAGGUGUCUCAGCCAGCAAACACCUGCUGCCUCUUAUCUUCAACUCCUCUCUGAAAAGCCUGAAUAAAGCCUGAAACCCUAUCUUCAGCCAAGACUAAUAAUAAAACCAAACAGCCCCUGUGCAGGCUGGCCUUCCUCCCCUGAGAUUUUUGGAGGGCAUUGAGGAGGAAAAGUGGCUUCUUCCAGCCAAGCCUGGGCUCUGUGGAGGGAUCUAGAUUCCCCUGGCAAUGGAACGAGGCACCAGACUCUGAGUGAUUUGGGGGGAAAAAAAAUCUGGGCUCUGUGAUGGGGAUGGAUGUUACUCUGGUCCUGCUUCUCCUCUGCAAAAUGGGAUUUUAGGACUGUGGUCUUUAGGACCUAUAAUAAGUCAGCACAUGGUCAGUUACCCAUGCUAACCACUCCAGAGUUUAGCCCCCAUAAAUAACCAGCAUGGCUGGCCAUACCAGGGGGGACUGGGUGAAUGAGUUUAUAUACCUGGAAUGUUAAUCUUUGAUAUUUUGUGGUGUGAAAAUUUGGUAUAUAUCCUUCCGAUCUAUACACAUACACGUUGCAGUAUACGUUUCAUAACAAGGCCUCGGAGGCUGCCUCACCGUCUGCGACAUACCCAGUUGGGAUGUGCUCACCACCAUCCAUGGACAUUGAGGAUUCUAAU